UAUUUUCCGCUUAACUGACUCAGCGUAUGGAAAUUCGUCAUAACUUGCCGCACCCAAGCAAAUUAAUUUCAGCCUCGGCCUUUCGAUAAUGUGAAAAUACAUUGAACUUACUGCGAUUACACACAUAAAUAUGUAUUUACUUUGACUGAUUUAAAUUACUUUAAGUGAUAUCUUCUUAUCAGUGUCGCGCUUUUCAGCUGUGGCAGCAUGCGCCGGUGGGUGUGUCAAAACAAAGUGGCAAAAUUGCAGAGGUAAGAAUAGUAAUAAUAUUAAUCUGUAUAUGCUUCAACGCUCCAGUUCAUAAUGGGCAUUGUUUGUGAAUAGUUUACACGCGUCGCACAAAAAUCAAAAUUCAAGUCUUCGAAAUUAAUUGAGUGAAUCGCGAAUCAUAAUUGACUGUGUUUUGAAACGAAAGCGACGAGGCGGACGGUGAAGGAAACUCUUCGCGCUUAAUUAAGUGCUUUUGGACGAGUCGGGUCAAAGUAAUCAAACUUCAGCUCCCAACAAUGAACUUCAACGAAUUCGAGAGAGAUUGUCUGCAAGCGCACAACCAAUUUCGCCUCAAGCAUGGCAGUCCACCAUUAGCACUAGAUCGCGGACUUUGCAAUUAUGCCAAGGAGUGGGCAGAAACUUUGGCUCGUCGCAAUAUUUUACAACAUCGCACAAAUAAUCGUUAUGGCGAAAAUAUCUACAUGUCAGUGGGUCGUCCAAAUUUACGCGGUCGUGAUGCGGUGACCAGUUGGUACGCUGAGGUGCGCGAUUAUAAAUUUGGAUCCGGCGCUGCUUUCAGCCUAAACACGGGACAUUUUACACAAGUGAUAUGGAAGGGCAGCAAACGUCUGGGUGUGGCAAUGGCGAGAAGCGGUGAUCGUAUUUAUGUUGUCGCCAAUUAUGACCCACCAGGAAAUUAUGAUGGUCAAUUUUGGAAUAAUGUUUUGCCGGUACACAAGCUGUGUGCGCCGCAAGACUGGCUUUACUUGGUGCGGUGCGUUGAAGAUAUGGCUACGGUAAAGCGUACCGUUAUCAUUAAGAAGGUUUCCGUGAGCGGCGCACCCAACCAACCGCCGCCGAAACCCAUUACAAUAUCACAAGCCGAUUUCGAGAAGGGUUGCUUGGAGGCGCACAAUAAAUUUCGAGCCAUGCACGGCACACCACCGCUCAGCAUUAAUCCGAACCUCACGCAGGUCGCCGCUAAAUGGGCGCAGAACCUUGCAAAACGACAGAAGAUGGAGCACAGCCCGAAUGGCAAGUACGGUGAGAAUAUCUAUUACAGCAGUGGCCAGCAGGUGACACCGGAUAUGCCUGCGAAGAUGUGGUAUGACGAGAUCGCCAAAUAUGAUUUCGCCAAGUCAGUAUUCAAUCCAUAUACCGGACAUUUUACACAACUGAUAUGGCGCGACACGAAGCAAGUGGGCGUGGCCUAUGCGACGUCUGGUGAAAAGGUUUGGGUUGUCGCCAAUUAUGAUCCACCGGGUAAUGUGAAUGGUUUCUUCAAAGAUAAUGUGCCGCCAAAAAAGUGAGUAGCAAAAAGGAAACAAGCUUCGAGCAAUAUUUCAAGGCCACCGCGGUUUGGUAAUCGCUGAAAAGUGUAGCGCUCACAGUCGCCUAAUUGUUUCAAAACUGCUUUAGAAAUUGAAUGCAAAACUCUCCACAAUAAAAAUUUACAUUAAGAGUGAGCAAUAAAAUAGUUUUGUA
Messenger RNA from Bactrocera dorsalis (oriental fruit fly), 1695 nucleotides. RefSeq lists its product as uncharacterized. The record is from RefSeq and is a predicted model, not a curated record. NCBI's taxonomy places the organism in Eukaryota, Metazoa, Arthropoda, Insecta, Diptera, Tephritidae. The transcript has 7 exons. Gene Ontology annotation, cellular component: extracellular region. Bases 507 to 1520 code for a protein of 337 amino acids.